CUUUGCGGGUUCCCGCUGACCCCGACCCCGCGAUCCCGCACCACGCCAUGCGCACGGCCGUUGUUUCCGGCACCGCACGGCCGCACGGCAUCGGCCGCGGCAUCGUGCGCACGCUGCUGUCCAAAGGCUAUCGGGUCAUUGGCUGCGACGUGAACCCGGAGGAGUCCCCCGACGACACGGCCGCGGCGCCCGCCGGCGCCUACAGCUUUGUGCGGGUGGAUGUACGGCGCAAGGAGGAUGUGGAGGCGCUGCGGCGGCACGUGGAGCACGUGACGGGCGGGGGUCAGAAGCUGAACGUGCUGGUCAAUAACGCGGGUUUGGCCACGCCGUGCCUGGACGCCGCGGACCCGGUGGCCAGUUGGCACGACUUCAUCGGCGUUAACCUCACAGGCGCGUUCCUCAUGUCGCAUGUGCUGCAGCCGCUGCUGGAGCCGGGCGCGUCCUCCAUCAUCCACAUCUCCAGCACACGGGCGCUCCAGUCCGAGCCAGGCUGCGAGGGCUACGCCGCCGCCAAGGCCGGCCUGCUGGGCCUCACACACGCCCAGGCCGCCAGCCUGGCGCCGCAGCGCACGCGCGUGAACGCCGUGCUGCCGGGCUGGAUCGACGUGACGGGCGGCGCCGACCCCAUCACCACGGAGCAGCACCAGUGGCAGUGGACCGGCCGCGUGGGCCGCCCCACCGACGUCUCCGAGCUGGUGGCCUUCCUAGCGGACGAGCGGCUCAGCGGCUACAUCACUGGCCAGCACUUCGUGGCGGACGGCGGCGUCACCAAGCGCAUGCACUACCCGGAGUGAGGGAGGUGCCAAAUGAGCGCGCAUUGGUCAGCGGGAUGGUCAGCGGGCACACACGUUUCUUUGGGGCGUGUAGUGUGGUGGAGGCGCAGCUUGCGGCUCGUGCCUUUUGCGUUGCGUUGCGUAAGGUUGGCGAAACGAAGGAUUAAGGUCAUGGAAGGAGUUGAUGGCGGUGGCAGCGUUGUGUCGUUGCAAUGCCCAUGGUUCGGACUCGUGCAUAGCUCAUUGUGGUGCGAUGGCGCGGUGGUGCUAUGGCGAGCUGCGGCUUGGCGUGGAGAAGCUGGGUAGUCGAGAAGGUGUCCCCAAGGCCCCUCGUCGGACAUAAGGUCCAACUGGUCCAACAGGUCCAACAGGUCCUCCUGUUCUUAUGUGCACGUCAAUGGGGGUAAGCACAGGUUACGCAUGCAGCAAGACAGGUUACACAUGAAGCACGUUGCAGAGGCUGCCACCUUAUUCUUCCGAGCAGUAUGUUAAAAUAUAGAAGAGGUGCAUGAGGGAUGCACGAUGUGUGCAUACAGGCAGACGCGCGAAUGUGCUCGCACUCACGCCCAGCUGCUUGUGCCUGGCGCACUCGAGGAUGUGUUGCGUAUGAAACUUGUAAUAGCAGUUACUG
Messenger RNA from Chlamydomonas reinhardtii, 1404 nucleotides. RefSeq lists its product as uncharacterized. The transcript is spliced from 5 exons. NCBI's taxonomy places the organism in Eukaryota, Viridiplantae, Chlorophyta, Chlorophyceae, Chlamydomonadales, Chlamydomonadaceae. Bases 48 to 794 code for a protein of 248 amino acids. Gene Ontology annotation, molecular function: oxidoreductase activity. The record is from RefSeq and is a predicted model, not a curated record.